This is a messenger RNA of Trichosurus vulpecula (common brushtail), 6514 nucleotides long. RefSeq names its product G protein-coupled receptor 156 (gene GPR156). Gene Ontology annotation, molecular function: G protein-coupled GABA receptor activity. Gene Ontology annotation, cellular component: membrane; G protein-coupled receptor heterodimeric complex. The transcript has 10 exons. The coding region runs from base 528 to 2993 and encodes 821 amino acids. Lineage: Eukaryota; Metazoa; Chordata; Mammalia; Diprotodontia; Phalangeridae. Gene Ontology annotation, biological process: gamma-aminobutyric acid signaling pathway; G protein-coupled receptor signaling pathway. The record is from RefSeq and is a predicted model, not a curated record.
GGCUCCAGUCUCCGCCUGGCUUCUCGGGCUGCAUCCUUCUGGACCUCCCCUGAGACCAGGGGGAGUGCGGAGCCUCAGAGAGAGGCCAAGCACCUCUACCACCACCACCACCAUCACCACCACCUAGCCUCAGCGCUUGCCCAGGAUUUGCGAGGGCGGGAGGCUCCCAGGUUUAAUGGUGGACGUCCCCUUGCCACUGGGGCAGUCCUGGGGUACUUGUGGCAGUGCCUGCCACCUAGUGGCAAAAGAGAAUCGCCAUCAUGUUGGCCAGUCUACACAGUCCUAAUGGUUAAACAGAUGCAUCACUGCCUAGACAUGUAAGAACAGCAAACUGGGGGAGACACCAGAGUUAUGAUGAAAAAAAGUGGUGAAAUGGUACCACAGUACCAAGAAAUGAGACCUCUGGGUUUCAACUCCAACACAGUACUUCUGAUGAAGAGACCUGAGUUGCAGUUGCAUUUUGGUCAAGGAUCUUCCUCUCCACCAAAGAUGUGACUGACUCCAGGCUCAGGAAGGGAUCUGAUGAUAUGGAGCCGGCAUUAAACUGCUCUGAUCUGUGUCACCGUGUCCCCAGUCAGGAACUGAAUGACAGAUCUCUUCAGGAUUUCUGUGGAACAGCUGUAACCUCUGCCGACCUUGGCACUGAGCCCACCUCCUCAUUGUCUUCUGUCCUCUUGGGCAUCGUGUGGACUUCCCUCAGUGGUGGACUUCUUCUGGUACUCUUCUUUCUCAUCUUCACAAUCCGAUGUAGGAACAACAGGAUCGUGAAGAUGUCCAGUCCCAAUCUGAACAUUAUGACCUUGAUGGGCAGCGGUCUGACGUACACAAGUGCAUAUCUCUUUGGGGUCCCAGAUCAAGAUAUUUUUCUGGGAUCCUCCAUGACAACACUCAUUCAGGUCAGACUGUCCCUACUAUGUGUCGGGAGUUCCUUAAUGUUUGGCCCCAUACUAGGGAAGAGCUGGAGACUGUACAAGGUUUUUACCCAGCGGGUCCCAGACAAGAGAGUGAUUAUUAAAGACCUACAGCUGCUUGGGCUGGUAGCAGUGCUGGUGAUGGUUGACGUUAUCCUGCUUGUGACAUGGGUAUCAUCUGAUCCUAUCCAGUGCCUUCAGAUUCUUCGUUUUACAGUGAGGAUGACAGAGAGAGACAUCACCUGUUCCGUGACCAAGAUGUACUUCUGUGCCUCCCUUUACUCCGAUCUCUGGAUUACUCUCAUUUUGGGAUAUAAGGGUAUAGUCCUGCUCUAUGGUGCCUACCUGGCUGGGCUGACAGACCAUGUUAGUUCUCCACCAGUGAAUCAGUCUUUGACGAUCAUGGUUGGAGCCAAUCUUGUUGUGCUGGUUGCUGGGCUCCUUUUCUUGGUCACCAGAUUCUUCCAUGACUGGCCCAACCUUGUUUUUGGACUCACAGCGGGAGGCAUCUUCGUUUGUACAACAACCAUCAACUGCUUCAUCUUCAUCCCGCAACUGAAGCAGUGGAAGCCAUUUGAUGAAGAAAACCAAACAGUUGACCAUAUGGCAAAAUACUUCAGCAGCCCCAGCAAAAGCUUCCAUACUCCAUAUAGUGAGGAGCAGAUCUACCAUCUAAUAGGGGAGAAGAACUCCAUGAAAAAACUCCUGACCGAGAAGAAUGCUGUAAUUGAAAGCCUACAGGAGCAAGUAAACAAUGCAAAGGAGAAACUGAUGAGACUGAUGUCAGGCGAGUGCACCAAUGAUCAUCCUAGCCCAACUGCCUCCCUUGACCUUGCUCAGGGCAGGGCUAGCCCCAGCGAAGCCUCUGUCCAGGGGGGCAUGGCAGCUGAAGGUCUUUUCAACAGUCCCUCAGAUUCUGGUGGGGAGCCCUGCCCUGCCUUCCCAGAUACACAAUGUAGUCCAGUCCUCUUUACUAGUUUACAGAGCCUUAAGGAUCAUGUCAAGGACCAAAACUCUUCCUCACGACAUCAGGAGCAGAUUUCUGACUCAGAAGACACAUCUAACCAUUUACACUUAGAAAAUACCCAGAAGCAGCAGGCUUCCCAGAGUGGUGGUCCAGAAUCAGGAGACCAGGGGCUGACAUCCCCAAGCCAGAAUCUUAUACCAGAUCCCAAAGACAGCAUUCCUCAGAGACAGAAGCAGCUCAGAAAUUCAGAAACACCCCAAGAGCAGCCAUCAAAGAUUAAUUACGUGAGCAGUGAGAUGCUUCAAGAGGUCUUACAAGAACUGAGCCUGGGCAAAAUAAUUUACCCCUCUUGCUCUCCCAGUGGUCCCCAGUGCCUCAGGCCCAGGGUGCACCAAGAGGACAGUGCUGCCCACAGUCCCCAAAAGAGGUCUCCCUCUAAUGACAUGGGUAUUAGCCCCUAUAUGGUAAGAAGGAGACGGGCAGCCCAGAGAGCCUCCAUGCAACUCUCAAGGUCUAUGCCUUCACAAACAUGGUGCCUAAUGAACAAGACAGUUUCUAGGACACAGGCUGGGCUGAAGGUUCAGAGGGAGAACAGGUUCAACCAGGAGCUCCAGGCUGGGGAUCCUGAAGGACAAAAGUUCCUUUCAUGGAAACCUUCCCUGCUCACUUCGGCCCAUGGCAGUCUGAGUCCCCAGGCUGAGAACAGGCCGAGCCAGUCUGAGGAUCACAGAACCAGAGAAAGAGUAAGAGAUGGAUUUCAAAACCAAUCUUCCUGCUCUGGUCAUGUAGAAAAUCAAGUUGCUCCUCUCCUUGCCAGUAACCCACCAAAUCUCCUCCGGCUGGAGCGACCGCAACUGAGUGGUAUGGGCUGGCCAGCCCUGCCUUCUCUAUGUGACUAUGGAGAUUCUGAGUCCAGCAGCUCCGAUGAACCGUUCUGCCGCUGCCAUCGGCCUUACUGUGACAUCUGCUUCCAGAGUUCCAGCGACUCUGGUGACAGUAGCACUUCUGAGAAUGAUCCUGAACCACCACAAGGCACAGCCCAUUGGGCCAAGCUGUAUGCCAGGUCCCACACCAUUGUGAACUUCAGAGAGGACUUGAAACCUACAUUGGUAUAAAAACAAGUGGAGGCAGUGUAUUUAGAAGGGUAUGAUGAUGUCCUCAGAGGUCUACAGGAGACCCUUUUGACUCCAAGGGAAUGGAUCUAAGUUCAUUCAGCAAGUAUUUAUUAAGCCACUGUUCUGUUCAUGACCAACUCACUGUGUGACCUUGGUCAAGUUGUUUCUUCUCUUUGUGAUUUAGUGUCUCCAUUUAGAAAUUAGAAUGCUGUUACCUGCCUUGUCACUACCUCAUAGAGGUUCAAUGACAGUCCCUGAUGGGAUGUCUGCAAAACCAUUAAGAUACUGAGAGGCAAAUUUUAGCUCAGCCUUAUGAAGAAAAACUUCUUAACAACUAAAGUUAUCCAAGGGUAGAAUGUGAGGCCUAGAGGAGGGGACAGAGGAGAGGUCCCCAUUCUAAGAGCUUAGUGAAUAGAAGCUGAAUCCACACUUGUUGGACAUGCUGUAAAAAAAAAAGGCUUCCUUCUGAGGCAUGCAUCAAAUUACAUGAGAUCCCUUCCCACUCUGUGACUCUGUAGUUCUAAAAAGUGCUUUGAGUUCCUUGGAUAAAAGGUAUUGUGAGUACCAAGUCUUGUGUUGAAACUACACUGGUUGCACUGGAUUUUUUGGUGCUUGAUGAAUACUUACUGAAUGAAUGGAUGAAUGGAUGCAUGAAAUCUAUGAAGCCAGUUCAGUGCCUGUGGCACCUGAAUUUGAUACUUUGGUCAGAAUGGGUUCUAUUUUCAGAAUAAGUACACAGGCUCAAGCAAUCUCCUCUAUCCCCAUCUUCCCAUCUCUGUAAAGGGAAUUGAUUUUAAUGCAGGGCUACUAGAAAUCUUUUUGGUGCUAUUGAAGACCAUACUGACCAUCACUCACAUUCCUGCCUCUCUGGCGAGGUUUAGGGUUAUGCCUUUAGCGUAGUGUAGGAGGACAGAAGGUAGGAUACUGAUUAACCAGAAGAAGAGAAGACAUGAAAAUUAGAAUCAUUGUCUUCAAAUAUUUGAAUGGUCAUCAUUGCAAGAGGGAUUAAAUUUGUUCCACCUGGCCCCAGAAGGAGGACCUAGGGGCAGUGGGUAGAAGAUGAAAAGAGACAGACUUUGGUUCCGUGGAAGGAAAAAAAUUGCUGAUAAUUAGGGCUGUCCACAAGUCAAAUGGGCUGCCUUGGGAGGUGACGGGGUUCUUCCCCAUUCCUGAAAGUCUUUCACUGGAGGCUGUUUUACCACUUGUUUGGUACGUCAUAGAAGGUAUUCCUGUUCAAGUCUGGCUUAGACCAUAUAGCUUCCAAUUCUGACUGAAAUUAUAACACAAAAUGUAUCUUUGGUUGCUAUCUACCCUUCCAGCCCUUUCCCUCAUUACUUCAGGUAGUAACUUCAUAAUGUCUUCGGGUCUCCCCAACUGUAUCAAUAAGGCAAUCAUAACAAUGUAGAUGAUAAUUGUCAAGAUGCCUAUGUGGUUCUAUAUCGCAAACUAUACGAGACUCUCCACAUAGAAGGUAGAAGAAGUAAACCAUUUAUUCAGACACCAGAGAACCAUAUCCCACAAGCCAUUUAUCCAAUCUAUCACAGCAGUAAAACAUUCAAUAUGCAGUAUCACAGCCUGGAGCCUCGUCAUCCCAAAACCUCUCUGACCCCCUGCUGAGGUCUUCCCCAAAACAAACUCACAGUAUAGCUAAGUCAGUCUGUUCAAUUCUCACCAUCAAGGUGGCAGCCAUUAGCAGCCAUAACUGCUCUCUCUCUCUUUCUCUCUCUCUCUCUCUCUCUCUCUCUCUCUCUCUCUCUCUCUCUCUCUCUCAUCAUUUCCUAUGACAUAACUUCCUUUUCCUCUCAGGAAGCUCCUCCCACCACAUGUGACUUAGGCUUCCUGCGACAUAAGCAGGUCACAUCAUUGGCCUAUUAAUGGGUGGCAAAGAUCUUCAAAUCUAAAUUGCUACUACAUCAACCCUCCAUUGAAACACACCCUAAAUAAGCUUAGAUGACACCUUUCUGAUUCUAUCUAUCCCCACCCUGUGUUCAUUUCCUUAGGACCUCUGAUUUCCCAAUGUUGGUAUUGCUUAUAGGGGACAUGGAUUUUAACUCUUUAAUAGUGAACUGGGUAUUUCAUUCCUAGUGCACAAGAUGUCUCUAGGCAGGGUAGUUUUACACCACCUAAGGGACUUUUUCCUCCAUCUAUGCAUAAGGCCAGUCCCUGAAUAGAUCCUUCUACCCUGUGGAACAGGAAACAGGAGAGAGAAGAGAAAAGAGGAGAGGAGAGGGAUGUGAGAGAAAGCUUUGCUUACCUCCUCAUCCAUGGAUAGAGGAAGGAGAAGGAAAAGAAGCUUCAACCUUGUGAGAAGAAAAGAAAAUUUGAGUAGCUUGGGGGGAAAGCCAUGGUAGAACAUUUUUCUUUUCUUCCUGUAUACCAGGGCAGCAAAGAGUAGUGACUGUCUCCUUAUGGGGUAGGAUGAGGGGAAGAGACCUUCUUCAUAGGAUCACAAGAUCAUGAAUUAUAGGUAGGAGAUACCUUAGAGACUCAUCUAGUCCCACCCCCUCCUUUUAUAGAACAGCUAGUUAUCACUAUGGAUAGAGUGUUUGACUUGGGUUUAGGAAGACCUGAGUUCAAAUCUUACUUCAGAUACUUACUAACUGGAGAAGUCACUUUCCCUCUCUUGGCACUCAGUUUCCCUAUCUAUAAAAUGAGAAUGAUAAUAACACCUACCUCACAGAAUAGUUGUAAGGCUCAGAUGAGAUAAAAAGCUAAUUGCAAACCCUAAAGUGCUAUAUAAAUGCUAGCUGACAUUACUGCUGAGGGGGGAGUGUAUCAUUACUGGAUGGGGAAACUGAAGCCUGAAUUGGUUAAGUGGCUUGCCCAGGAUCAUUGUUAAUUAGUGUCUAUGGCAGGAUUUGAACUCUGGUCUUCCUAAUACUAAAUCCAACACUCUAUCCACAAUACCACAGCUUUGUCUUCUGACUCCUUGGCAGCAGUUGGGUGUGCCUAACUACAUUACUUAAGGGAAGCUGAGUCACAAAGAAAGACCAUACUCAUUAGCUGCCCUGAUCCAAUGGUCUUAUUUGCAGACCUAGCUGGUCACUGAACGUAUAUGUUCCUAUGCAUGUAUGUACAUGUGCAUGCAUUGGAGUGUCUAUACACAAAAGGGGGGUCUUGCCAUUUUGGCUUUGUGCAGUGUGAAAAUAUGGUUUUUGACAACUAGUAGGAAGUAUAUGACAAGCCUCAUGGCAUUAUGUAAAGAGCACGGGAUUCUGUUAGAGCCAGAGGACCUGAGUUCAUAUCUCAGCUCUGCUACCUACUUCCUGUCUAAUCCUGGAUUCAGGUUCCUCAUCUGUAAGAUAACAACGGGGCAAAUAAGUCCCUACUGACUCUAGGUCCCUAAUGCUCUGAACCAAUGGGCCAAGGACAACUUUCCUGAGAAGUCUAUCGUGUCAAUGUUAUUUAUUUUUCUUUAAACCAUUAACUGACUUUAUAAGUUAUUAUGUGUGGGUUUGUAGUUCUUAAUCAUUUUGUUCUUAUAUUGUUUGAGCUGUGGUUUAAUAAAAAGAGAAACCAUU